Phyllostomus hastatus (greater spear-nosed bat) is the source of this 2968-nucleotide messenger RNA. It is a transcript of the gene ZNF853, whose product is annotated as zinc finger protein 853. Bases 618 to 2570 code for a protein of 650 amino acids. The record is from RefSeq and is a predicted model, not a curated record. The transcript has 3 exons. Lineage: Eukaryota; Metazoa; Chordata; Mammalia; Chiroptera; Phyllostomidae. Gene Ontology annotation, biological process: regulation of transcription by RNA polymerase II. Gene Ontology annotation, molecular function: DNA-binding transcription factor activity, RNA polymerase II-specific; RNA polymerase II cis-regulatory region sequence-specific DNA binding. Gene Ontology annotation, cellular component: nucleus.
CCCGCACGGACGCAGACCAGCUGGACGCACACUCGGGCGGGCGGGCGAGUGAACGGGGACCCCCGCGCGGCCACGUCGCCCGCCCCCCGCCCGAGGCCCACGGGAUCUGGACACCUGUGGCCGCUGGCGGAGUCCAGCCGGACCCAGACUGCCCUGAGCUGAGCCUCCUGAGCCGAGACAGGAGUCUCCUGGCCCCUGCCAAGCUCAACCUGGGUCAGGCCACCUGGUCCGCUCUGGAGCCCAUGGCGCGCACCAGGGUCGCCGCCCCCCAGCGCUGAGCCCAGCGCUGGAUGGGGCUCCCUCUCCACCCCAGGGAGCCGACACCAACUUCUGCUCUUGAACUCAGCUCUGUCCCUUCUUCUGGCCCAGGGCGACCUCAACAGCCCUGACAGCUGCCCCGCCCUCCGGAGUGCCCGGAAAGGUGCCCGGGGUGGGGUCCAGCGCCGCCCCAGCUCUUUCUGGAUGGAGGUGCCACAGGAAGGAGCUGGCUGAGGGCUCUGGCCUUCCCCUUCCAGCCCCUGCCGCUCACACCUGCCCUGGUGCAGGGGCUGCGGUGAGAAGCAGGAAAUGCUGUACCAGCGCAGCCGGCUCCCCGGGACCUUGGCUUGACCGCCGGCAUGGCGCUGGGGCCGGCGACUAAGACCUUUGUGCUGGAGCUGCGGUGUGUUGCGGAUGGGGGCCCAGGGCCCCCCACCCUCUCAGGUGGCAGUGGUGGGAGUGAGAGUCAGGAGGAAGACGAGGCUCGGGAGAGGAGAAGCAACCCCACACAGCCAGCAGUCUCUGCCCGGAAGGGGGCCAGUGAGGUCGCCGAGGAAGCCCAGCCAAGACGGCCACAAAGCUGGCCAUCAGGCCGUCGGCCAGAACCGCAGCAGCAACAAGACGGACAAGAACAGCUGCCGCAGCGACGGCGGAGACGACGGGAAAAACGCCGACCCCGGAGACGUCAGCAACUGCAGCCACAACUGCCGCGGAGGCAACGAGUGCGAGAGGAGCGAGUGCAAGAGCGACGGCUGUCGUGGCAACAGCAGGAGCAGCCACAGUGGCAGCAGCAGGAUGGGCAACAGCUGCUGCCUCAGCGACAGCAGGAACCACAGGAAGGACCCCGAUCUGUGCACCGUGAGCCACGGAAGCUGACGCAACAGCAGGGAGAGUUACAAGCACAGCAAGUGCACGAGCAACAGCAGGAACUGUUAGAACGGCAGGCACAGUUGCAGCAGCAGCAGCAGCAGGAGCAGGAGCAAGAACAGUUCCAGCAGCAGCAGCAGCUGUUGCAGCAGCAGCAGUUUCUACAGCAACACCAGUUCCAGCAGCAGCUGUUGCAGCAGCAGCAGCAGGAACAGUUCCAGCAGCAGUUUUUACAGCAACAACAGUUCCAGCAGCAGCUGUUGCAGCAGCAGCAGCUGCAGCCUCGUCCACUGGGGCCGGGGGAGGAGGAAGAGGUCGAGCUGGAGCUCAUGCCAGUGGACCUGGGGUCGGAGCAGGAACUGGAGCAGCAGCGGCAGGAGCUAGAGCGGCAGCAGGAGCUAGAGCGGCAGCAAGAACUAGAGCGGCAGCAAGAGCUGGAGCGACAACAGGAACAGCUGCAGCUGCAGAUCAAACUGCAGGAGCAGCUGCAGCAGCUGGAGAAGCAGCUGGAACAGCAGCAGCAGCAGCUGGAGCAUCUGGAGCAGCUGCAGCUGCUGCAACUGCAGCAGCAGCAGCAGCAGCAACAACAGCAACAACAGCAGCAACAGCAGCAGCAGCAGCAGCAGCAGGAGGUGCGGCUGGAGCUGACCCCAGUGGAGCUAGGGGCCCAGCAGCAGGAGGUGCAGCUGGAGCUGACACCCGUGCAACCAGAGCUGCAGCUGGAGCUCGUGCCUGCCGUGGGGGCGGGUGGGGCUUCAGGGCCGGGGGCUCCAGCCGCUGUCAUGGUGGCCCCCCCGGGCUACGUGGUGCUGCAGGAGCUCAUGGUGCUGCCGGCUGUACCCCCGCCGGCGGUGGUACCCAUCUCGGGCCCUGCGGGCAGUGCGGCUCUGGCGCCAGCCAGGCAGCGGCGACGGCGGCGCGCCCGGGACCGGCCGACCAUCUGCGGCGAGUGUGGCAAGGGCUUCAGCCGCAGCACCGACCUGAUACGGCACCAGUCCACACACACGGGCGAGCGGCCGCACCGCUGCAGCGAGUGUGGCAAGGGCUUCUCGCAGCACUCGAACCUGGUGACGCACCAGCGCAUCCACACCGGCGAGAAGCCCUACGCCUGCUCCUACUGCUCCAAGCGCUUCAGCGAGAGCUCCGCGCUCGUGCAGCACCAGCGCACGCACACGGGCGAGCGGCCCUACGCCUGCGGGGACUGCGGCAAGCGCUUCAGCGUCUCGUCCAACCUGCUGCGCCACAGGCGCACGCACUCGGGCGAGCGGCCCUACGUCUGCGAGGACUGCGGCGAGCGCUUCCGCCACAAGGUCCAGAUCCGCCGCCACGAGCGCCAGCUGCACGGAGCCGGCCGCUCCCGGGGCCUGGGUCUGCUCCGCAACACGCGCUCGGCCACCGGUGGGCCUCCGCGCACUGAGCAGGCCGCAGGGGACAAGGCUCCAUGACCAGGAGGGGGGGCCGGCUCCUCUGAUUUGGGAGGCACUUCACCUUGCCUGCGGGUACCAUCUUGACCCUGCUCUGACCUUUUCCGACAUCUCGCUGGAAAAAGGCUUCCGUCUGUCCUUCGGGAUCGCCCUCGGGAACACUCGCGAGAGGAAAGUGGGUGUGGCCGAGACCGCGCGGACGUCGCACAUUAGCACAAACAGCACCCGCUACACUUUGGAGAUCCGGCACCGAUUGGUGAGGAGACCGCCCCACAGCGCCUCCCCUGGGAGGCCUGGGCUUGCCAGAAAUGAGAGGCACCGGACAAAACUUCCAGGGACAGAUGGGACAGUUGGUGACAUUGGACCCGAUCGAACUCUAUCCAGGGGAUCAAAUACACCUGGUAAAACGCACACAAAAA